Cynara cardunculus var. scolymus (artichoke) is the source of this 790-nucleotide messenger RNA. RefSeq names its product GATA transcription factor 12-like. Bases 42 to 713 code for a protein of 223 amino acids. The record is from RefSeq and is a predicted model, not a curated record. Gene Ontology annotation, biological process: regulation of DNA-templated transcription. NCBI's taxonomy places the organism in Eukaryota, Viridiplantae, Streptophyta, Magnoliopsida, Asterales, Asteraceae. Gene Ontology annotation, molecular function: zinc ion binding; sequence-specific DNA binding. The transcript is spliced from 2 exons.
CUUGCUCUUAAUCAUUAAUCCCUCUCAACUCCUCCCUACGUAUGGACUUCUGCCAGAAUAUCUCCGCCGCCGGUGGACUUCCGACCACCUAUCAGCCACCGGAGCAGCACCUCCUUUGCAGCCUCGAUGACCUCCUUUCUGGCCAUUCCAUGGAAGAUGUCAAUAUGGAAUGGCUGUCCAUUUUUGUGGAAGACUGUUUAUCAAGCAGUGGCAAUUGUAUGCCUCCAGCAGAGGUUAAACCCCAGAGUACAACUUUCAAUGCACAAGGUACAAACACAUCAGCAGAGCCUCCUAUGAAAGAAACCCAUUCCAUGCUUAAACUUGUUGUACCUUCCAAGGCAAGAAGCAAGAGAAAGAGAAGCCAAACAUGCUGGUCUCAGCAAUACCUUGUAGGGAAGAAAUGUACAACUCCUAACAGCACCAAUUCCGGGCAGGAGGAAGGAAGCAGCGGGCAGGGGCAAGGGCAAGGAAGGAAAUGCACACAUUGUUUAUCACAGAGAACACCACAAUGGAGGGCAGGUCCACAGGGACCUAAAACACUGUGUAAUGCAUGUGGGGUAAGGUAUAAGUCGGGCAGGUUGCUGCCCGAAUAUCGGCCGGCAAAAAGCCCGACUUUUGUUAGCCAUAAACAUUCUAACUCUCAUAAGAAAGUGUUGGAGAUGAGAAUGACUAUUUUACCCUCCUCAUUAGCCAAUUCCUCCUCUUCAUCUUAGUGGGAUUGAGGGCUUUGUAGUAAUUUUGCAUCAUAACCCAUUUAUGUAAGAAUCAAUGGAGAUGGAUUAUUUGUCUA